GGGGGUUUUCUCUGUCUUGUUGACCUCCUGACCCCCCGCCCAACUAACGAGUCUGGUGUUGGGGCAGAUUCAGCUACAGGGGGAUAUGGAGACAAGUAUGGAGUUGAGGGGGAUUCAGCUACGGAGGGCAGUGCUGAGGGUGUGUUUACUGGACCUGGUGGCACCGCGGGUUGAGCCAAUGGAAGUGGGGUAGAAUCAGCAGCAACAUCCUUCAACGGCUGCUCAUUAGUGAGCCAGAUGUCUUUUCGAUUUCGACGGCGUACUUCCCCGUCAAUUCUGAUGUCAUAUGAUCUGAGAUUUCGCAAAUUGUUGGCGCUAUAGACGGUUGUCACACCGAAAUAAACGAUAACCACGAGGACUAUUUCAACAGAAAGCAGCAUUAUAGUUUCAAUUUACAAGCCAUAAUUAAUUGCAGUUUAAAAUUCAUUCAUGUUAGCUUGGGUAUCCUGGAAGCAUGCACGAUGCCAGGGUGUUAAGAUUAAGUGGCCUUUUUUAUCUUGGAGAAAAAGAACUAGUUUUAACAUCACCAAAGAAAGUUGUCAGUGCGACAGAAAUUCCCCCUCUCAUUAUAGGAAACAGCGCGUAUCCACUGUUGAAAUGGCUUGUCAAACUUUAUCCUAAUAGAAGGCAUCUAACACCAAUGAACGUGAAUUUAACAAAAAGCUUAGUGCUGCAAAGUCUGUUGUUGAAAGAGCAUUUGGCGCGUGCAAGGGACGCUGGCGGUUACUAUUAAAAAAAGUUGAGCAGCAAACCAGAACACUCAGUAAAACUGUUCUUGCUGCAUGUGUUUUACAUAACAUCUGUGGCGAUAACGGCGACUUGUACGAUUGCAGCGAUAGCGAUUCAGAUGACAGUGAUUCUGACAACGAUUAUGAAGGACCAUUACGCGAGGGCGGCGCUGAAGUAAGGGAAACACUAAAGAACUUUGUGUGGGAUAACUUUUAA
Molecule: messenger RNA, 945 nt
Organism: Pocillopora meandrina
Lineage: Eukaryota; Metazoa; Cnidaria; Anthozoa; Scleractinia; Pocilloporidae
Source: the annotation of a GenBank genome assembly